AUGCCGCCGAGAAAACAUAUCGUCAAGUCCGGAAACGCUGGAAAUUCCUCCAAAGGCAAGGAAAAGGCGUCAGAACCGGUUGCAGAUCCCAAUAAGCCGCCGCCGCUUUUCCCUCCUGGUUCAAAGUUUCCCGCAAGCCUGUUAUCCGAAAGAUGCCAGAAAGAAGGAUGGGAAAAGCCUCAAAUUGAUACCGUGAGCGCUAGCCUUAAAAUACCCUAUCAUAGACUUCACUUCCAGGAAUUCCAGCCCAGGAAAAAUGACGGGUACUCGUUCGUCGUGACCUUGAGGAGGGUCAACAAGAAGUCAGAUUCUGGAAUGGAUUCUGUGCGCCUUGAACCACAUCCUCCGUAUAUAUGCUCUACCGCCCUUGAAGCCAGACAUUGGGGCGCUACAUAUGCACUCUACCGUUUUUGCAAUGGGAUUCGUCUUCAACUUGUUCUUCCGAAAGGACCCCGCGAUUACUGGAAUCAACUAGCGUCAGAGCAUGCGCAGGCCCCAGAGCAUCAAAGUUGGAUGUACGAAGCCGACCCAUUUGCAGCUAGAAGAACGGUGGUGGAGAGGCAAGCCAAGGCCGCCAUAAAAAACGAACAAAGGGUCACAGGUUCACAGCAAGGCACCGGGUCAUCCUCUGCAGAGUCCAAAGAGUUCGCGAAAUGUCCUGAAGUACGAAUGGCAACUAGUCUCAGGGAUGUGGUUGAAAGCUGCAUCAAGAAGGGUCUCUCCAUGUACCCAGAAGUUGGAGAUGCUUCCGCCGGCCUGACAGAUUCAGUCAUGAGCGUAGCGGCAAGUCAACUGAAGACUCUAGGGUUCACUGGUCAACAGGCCAAGAAAGCCACCGACUUCCUUUCUGCGCCUUCAACCCUUGCUUCCCGUCUCUUGGCUGGGUUGCCACCAUUGGAAGCCUGUAUCGAGUAUCUCGUCCUGGAUCUACCUGAAUGCGAUCUUCCUCCGCGGUUCUUACCUGCAGAUCAUUCCUCCGAUCCAUUCAUCACUUCUGCACACACUGGCACUGAUGAUCUGAGGCAGCGCUGGAUCAAGGAGAAGGCAAUGAAGGAGGCUGGCUGGCCCAAGCACAUAGUCGACGAAAUCGCGUCGGACAAACGGUUUUGUCAAAGCUUCGAGGUUUUGGUUGCUGCACUAGGUCAACGCCUGAUCGGGAACAAUGUAGAGGAUCUCAUCGUCGAGAGCAAAGCAACGGAAGCAUAUACCCUGAACGAAGAGGAAUACUCUGCCCUUGGCGCUCAUUUCGAGGAUCCGGGUCAUCUGGUCAUGCCCCUGUUCAGCGCACCGAUCCUGCUUCACGUUCUCGUGUCGCCUGACCGAUUUCCCUCCAGAGGGUUUGCCCCGAUAUAUAUCACAUCUAAAUCAGUCCCUGGAUACGUUCGUUUGCAUUUGUUGGCCCGUCUACUUGAUGAACUCAGUGACCCGGCGCUGGCGAGCAGCGACGAAGACCUUUGCAUGAUCGCUAUGCGUGUCUUGGAAGAUGCAUGGGCCGUAAUUGAAGACAAUGGCCCACCAGAUGUCUCCGAAGUUAUGAAACAUAUGCUCCCUGCGACUACACAGCCUUCUUUCCAGACAGAGAAAAUUAUUGAAAAGGACGUUCCAACGUCGGCUCCUUCAAGACGACGACGACCCGGUCAGGCUCGAGUGGACAAACGAACCGAUGAAGAGGUUAAGCAAGAGUUCGAGGUGCUAUGCAGGACCAGUAAGUACGGCGAAAUUCUGGAGGCGCGCAAGAAACUUCCUGCGUUCGCAGCCAAGGAAGAUUUCCUCAGGAAACUUCAGAGUAGCCGUGUAGUGGUCGUAGUUGGUGAAACUGGAAGUGGGAAGACGACACAAUUGCCUCAGUUCAUAUUAGAUUCACUGAUCUUCUCGGGGUCGGGAUCCAAGGCCUCCAUUAUCGUCACACAACCUCGCAGGAUAUCAGCCAUCUCCGUCUCACAACGCGUGCAUUACGAGCGCACCCAGGACGGGUCCGUUGGCUACGCUAUCCGUGGAGAGUCUAAGUAUGAGCCAGGAAAGACGAAGUUAUUGUUCUGUACCACUGGUGUCGUGCUCAGAAGGCUCAGCGCUGGUGACACGUUGAAGGAUGUCACACAUGUGGUCGUUGAUGAGGUCCACGAACGAUCUGUAGACUGCGAUUUCCUGCUCUUAGAACUUAAAGAACUUCUCAGCUCACAUCCAACGCUCAAAGUGGUGCUCAUGUCGGCUACCAUAAAUUACAGUAUAUUUUCCAAAUACUUCAACGACGCGCCCUUGCUAAAGAUACCCGGCUUUACUCACCCCGUGACCGACAUAUACCUUGAAAACAUUGUUCCUUUGAUUGGCUAUCGUCCUCAAAUUGGGAAGCAGUUCAAGAAAGGUGGAGACAAGGAAGAAGAAGAAUUCAGUGAACAACCAAACCUUCAAGAGAACGACAUUCGUGCGAUCCAGGCUGUAAGCCGCAACGAUCAUAUAGAUUAUCAGCUGAUAGCAGGGCUGAUAAACCACAUAAUCAAACACGAAGCGAAGUCAGCGAUUCUGGUCUUCUUGCCCGGCACCCAAGAAAUCCGGCAUUGCAUCGAGGCCAUCCGGGCUUCCGUUCCAUCAGGCUCUGCGGACGUUUUCCCCUUGCACGCUAACCUUUCUAGUGACGAACAACUUCGCGUGUUCGCCCCCAGCAAGAAGUGGAAGAUUAUUGCCGCUACUAAUGUUGCCGAGACUUCCAUCACUAUCGACGACGUAGUCCAUGUGAUUGACUCCGGUAAAGUCAAAGAGAAUGCCUAUAACCCGGAACUGGGGUUCUCGACUCUGAAAGAGACCUGGGUAACUAAGGCAGCUGCCCGGCAGCGAAGAGGGCGCGCUGGCAGAACGCAGCCUGGCAAAUGUUUCAAGUUAUUCACCAAGAAAAGGGAAUCGGACAUGAAGGAAUUCCCGACGCCAGAAAUGUUAAGGAUAUCGUUAGAGAACGUGUUGCUUACCGUGAAAGUCAUGAGAGAGGGCGAGGACGUUGAACGCUACCUGAACCAAGCGAUAGAUCCACCUUCCACGGCAGCGAUCAAGAAUGCGAUAGAUACCUUAGAGGAUUUAGGUGCCAUCGAUUCUGAGGGAACGCUGAGCUCGUUAGGCAAACACUUAUCUAUGUUGUCAGUUGACUUGCGGCUCGCAAAAAUGCUCAUUCUCGGGACUAUUUUCCGAUGCUUGGACCCUAUCCUUAGCAUCGUGGCGAUGUUAUCAUCCAAGUCCCUUUUUCUCAGCCCCGCCGAGCAAAGGGAAGAGGCUAACCGCGCGAGAGCGAAGUUCGUCACUGGUAGUAGCGAUCUUUUAACGGAUGUGACCGCCUACAACGAGGUUGUUGGCCUUCGUAAGGCUGGGAAACCCCAAAGCCAAAUCAAACGAUACUGUGAGGAGAACUUUCUCUCCCCCACAACAGUUCGAGACAUCACGACGGUGCGCCAUGAGCUCAUCGCCACAUUGGCCGAUAUUGGUUUUGUACCUUUACAAGUUUCGCCCGACGAUCCGUCCCUCAAUACAAAUAGCAACAAGACCAAUGUACUAAAAGCAAUCGUCGCAGGUGGGCUUUGGCCUCGGGUCGCCAGAGUAUAUCUACCCACCUCUGCCAUUAAAUUCGACAAGGUCCAGGCAGGGUCAGUACAACGCGAUAACUCGGCGAAAGAGUUUAGGUUUUACGACUUGAAAGGCGAGAGGGCAUUCCUCCACCCUUCAAGCAUACUAUUUACGGUAGUUGCAUGGAAGUCGCCCAUCGUGGCGUUCUUCCAGCAGCAUAAAACGACUAAGUCCUUCCUGAGGAGUGUGACAGAGGUCCCUGUCUACGGUGCACUCCUAUUCGGGGGACCUGUAUCCAUCAACCACAUAGCUGGGGGUGUCACAAUUCAGAGCACCGUUGGCCACAUCAAGUUGAAAGCAUGGCCGAGGAUCGGGGUUCUUGUGAACCAACUGCGUCAACUCUUGGAUGUCCAACUACGGCGGUGCAUGGAAGAUGGGGCUACUUUGGAUUUUGAUCGAGAUAAUCCUGUUGCUUUGGCCAUCAUUUCUCUGCUGGAGAAUGACGGAUCUACGGAGUUUUAG
Molecule: messenger RNA, 4068 nt
Organism: Pleurotus ostreatus (oyster mushroom)
Lineage: Eukaryota; Fungi; Basidiomycota; Agaricomycetes; Agaricales; Pleurotaceae
Exons: 18
Coding region: 1-4068 (1355 amino acids)
Cellular component (GO): intracellular anatomical structure
Molecular function (GO): ATP binding; RNA binding
Source: RefSeq, a predicted model, not a curated record